CCCGGGCCAAGCAAAGAACCAGACUGAGAGUACUCGGUGAAAGAGUCAGGAAUAAAGUUUGUCUGAUUCAAGACGAUAUCGUUUUUCGUAUCCCCGGGGAAGUUGGUGAAAUCUCAGCGACUAAUCUGGGCUAUAAACGGAGAGGAAAUCAGCAGUGACUGGGCGGAGUUUCGGGAGUUAGUCCGGAGUGCGGUAGAUAUUCUUGCGGUUGACAGCAACCGGUGUACGUGUGUGUAGAUGUGUGACAGCGGAGUGUGUGAGGACAAGCCCCCCGCCCCCCCUGUCAGGAUGAGCAGCCAAGGAGGAGGACCCAAGGACUCACAGUCAGCCAAUCACAGCUCUCGGCCGCUGCCGUCUGUACCGGAGGAGAGGAAGUCCAGAAACAAGAUCAUCUCCAUGUUUGCCUCUGAGAAAGGAGGCAGAAAGAAGGACCGGGACAAGGACAGACCUGAAAUCUCCUCCCCCUCUGACUUUGAACACACCAUCCAUGUGGGUUUUGAUGCUGUCACCGGAGAGUUCACUGGCAUGCCAGAGCAGUGGGCCCGUCUCCUUCAAACCUCCAACAUCAGUAAAUCAGAGCAGAAACAGAAUCCUCAGGCCGUCCUCGACAUUCUCAAGUUCUACGACUCCACCAGUGGGAAACAGAAAUACCUCAGUUUUUCCGCCUCGGAUAAAGACUCACAGUCGCCAGGCAAGCAGGGUACGGCGACAUCCCCGUCAGGUGGCAAGGAUGUAGACGAUGACGACGAUGACGAUACACCACCUCCAGUUGUGGCACCGCGGCCAGAACACACGAAAUCAGUGUACACGAGGUCGGUGAUAGACCCACUCCCUGCUCCGGAGGGAGACGCUGCCUCUAAAGCAGCUGACAGACAGAAGAAGAAGGGAGGCAAGAUGACCGAUGAGGAAAUCAUGGAGAAACUCAGAACUAUUGUCAGUAUUGGAGACCCUAAGAAGAAAUACACUCGCUAUGAGAAGAUCGGCCAGGGGGCAUCUGGCACAGUUUACACAGCCAUAGAUGUUGCCACAGGACAAGAGGUGGCCAUCAAACAGAUCAACUUGCAGAAACAGCCAAAGAAGGAGCUAAUUAUCAAUGAGAUUCUGGUCAUGAAGGAGCUGAAGAACCCCAACAUUGUCAACUUUGUAGAUAGUUUCCUGGUAGGAGAUGAGCUUUUCGUGGUGAUGGAGUACCUGGCUGGUGGCUCCCUCACUGAUGUUGUGACAGAGACGUGCAUGGACGAGGCUCAGAUCGCCGCCGUCUGCAGAGAGGUCCUCCAAGCUCUGGAGUUUCUUCAUGCCAACCAGGUCAUCCACAGGGACAUCAAGAGUGACAACGUACUGCUGGGCAUGGACGGAUCUGUCAAACUCACUGACUUCGGCUUCUGUGCCCAGAUCACCCCAGAGCAGAGCAAACGCAGCACCAUGGUGGGGACCCCGUACUGGAUGGCUCCAGAGGUGGUGACCAGGAAAGCCUAUGGACCCAAAGUGGACAUUUGGUCUCUGGGGAUCAUGGCCAUUGAGAUGGUGGAGGGAGAGCCUCCAUAUCUAAACGAGAACCCUCUCAGGGCGUUGUAUUUAAUCGCCACCAAUGGGACUCCUGAGCUGCAGAGUCCAGAGAAGCUGUCCCCUGUCUUCAGAUCCUUCCUGUCCCGCUGUCUGGAGAUGGACGUGGAGAAACGAGGAUCUGGCAGAGAACUGCUGCAGCACCCAUUCCUGAAGCUGGCCAAGCCUCUGUCCAGCCUCACCCCGCUCAUCCUGGCGGCCAAGGAGGCCAUGAGGAGCAACCGCUAAAUCCUAGUCUCUGAAGACUACAAGUGCUAAUGACAGCCAAAACAGCCAUCAUCCUCUACUGGUCUACGUACGAUGACCAUCGGCGACCUGCUCGUGUUUGUGUUUUUUCAAAGGGUCACAAAAUGCCUCUCCACUCCUCCCAGUGUGUCUGCACUGAUCUGUCUUACCUUUGUGCCUUGUUCUAAAGCCUCACACAGCCAUAAUGUGGCUUCUAUUUGGUGCAGCCAUAGCACAUGUGUGUUAUUGAUGUUGACACUGGUUACCACAGUGUGUAUACCAGGAAUGCUGAAUCGCUCUUGCAAAGGUUGAAGACUCUUUACACGAUAUUCACAAAGAAUCUUAUCUUACCACUAGGAAUCCUCAUAAAUGGCGACCGAGAGCCUGCUCUUAAAACCUGUUCACAAGGCUGCUGAGCGCAGGCACCUGGUUGACCCUGUUGCUAUGGAUGACGUCAUGUUUAAUGAGUGAACUCACUAUCUCUGCAGUGAUUGAUUGACAGGUGACUGGUCUGUGCCAGUGAAAUACAUUUUAAGGAAGAGAUAUUCCAGGUUCUUCAGUGCUGCAAACUGUAUUUGUCCAAGUAGUGGAAAAUUUGUGCAAACCAUCAACUCUGCUGUUACUGGAUUGUUUUGAUUUGUUGGUGAGCUGAUUGAAUCUUAAUUAACUCGCCAGCAAUCAAAAUACGGUGCAUUAUUGCAGCAGGUAGUUACUUAGGAGUCUUCUGCCUCUUAACUUCUCACAGACUUGUGAGCUACUGUCAGAGCUGAAUUGCUCUGUGAAUUACUGUUAGACAAAAGCAUGGACAGACACAGCACUACUUUAUAGUGUCUUCUAGCUUGUUCGCUUUGAAGAUUUUUAGCCUUCGGAUGUUUUGUAAAUGAGGAAAUCAUUAGACAGUUUUAAUGUAGUGUAUCAGAGAAAAGAUUUAUGAAUCGAGCAAACAUGAUCAUGUUUAGAGAUGAAGAUCGUGAGGAUUCUUGGAUUUUGUUGUGUGAAGAGCCUUUUUAACUGGUUACUAUGGUUACACAUGUGCAGUCUGACAAGGUCCAGCAGUUCUAAAACUGGCAUGGAAGGCCAAAGUGUACCAGUACAGUGCUGUACUGUGGCCCAGCGUUGGACAGUGCAGUCUUUGUUAAGUGGAGAAGCCAUACCAGUGUCCUUGCCUGACCCUUCUAUCACUGAAAAUUAAGGCAUUUCAGUAGAUGGAAUGGUAUUUAAGUCUGUUUUUGUACAUGAAACUUUCAUUUAUUUUAUAAUAGUAGAUAAAAACUUCCAGGCUUUUUUCUGUAAAGGGUUUCAACCCUCAGUUUAGGGUGUUACCAGGCAGAAAAACGAACUAUCUAACCUAAGUCACACUUCAUACACCUCUGCCUUUAACCUUUCUGUGCAGGCUCUUCUGUAAACUAUGCAAACCCAUCUCAACACUGAUGUUUACUGCAUCAAAAACUGCCUUGAAUCCUUGAGCUUACUGUACCCAAAAGCCACAUUUCUGUCACUAUGAUAUUUCUUCUAGGUGUUCUGUUUGUAUUUAGCGGUGCCUUUUGGUGUGUUGGUGCGAGUACAACACAAAUACUGUAUAAAAUUGCCUGUCUGAAUGUGUUGAACUGGAGGAAGACUUUUUUUUGUAUAUUAUGUAUUUGUGAUGUCCUGUAUUUUUAAUGGCUUUUAAAAAGUAUGUAUAUCAUUGUUUUAUAUUUGUAACUAACACAACUGAAGACACAUUUGUUUUUCAGCUUGUUUUUGUGUACCAGUUCAUCCUCAAUUCCCUGAACUGUGCAUUUAUGGACUCAAGCCAUAAAAUGUGUUGAUAAGCCUGAGACACUCGAGCCAGACCUGAGUCAAGCAGUAUUUAGAAAUUAAUGUUUGUUUAAUCUGCUUGAAGUACCAAAUGAGGUUGGUUUUCACCUAAUGUUCCAACAAAUAUAGACAAUCAGUUGAAAACAGUUAAAAUGUUUAUUAAAUGUGCCUUAACAGAUGUAUGAUACAGUAAAACCCACUCAUAUGGUACUCAGCAGUUUGACUCAAGUACUGAAUAUUUGCAAUUACUAGGCUGGAAUACACUGUUAUGUGACUUUUGACCGGAACACACAUUCCAGUUAUAUGUGUAAUGAAUGAAUGAUUGCACAGUUCAAAAUGAAUGUGUUGUUGUUCAUCUUUAAACCAACAACUUCUGGCAUUAAAAAAGCCAUAUAGUGUGUAAAUUAUUAUUAAAGGUUGACCUAAAUAGG
This is a messenger RNA of Chelmon rostratus (copperband butterflyfish), 4019 nucleotides long. Its product is annotated as serine/threonine-protein kinase PAK 2-like. NCBI's taxonomy places the organism in Eukaryota, Metazoa, Chordata, Actinopteri, Chaetodontiformes, Chaetodontidae. Bases 238 to 1791 code for a protein of 517 amino acids. Gene Ontology annotation, cellular component: cytoplasm. The transcript is spliced from 15 exons. Gene Ontology annotation, molecular function: protein serine/threonine kinase activity; ATP binding. Gene Ontology annotation, biological process: protein phosphorylation; regulation of MAPK cascade; regulation of axonogenesis. The record is from RefSeq and is a predicted model, not a curated record.